Molecule: messenger RNA, 1310 nt
Organism: Scatophagus argus
Lineage: Eukaryota; Metazoa; Chordata; Actinopteri; Scatophagidae
Gene: mterf4
Product: mitochondrial transcription termination factor 4
Exons: 4
Coding region: 131-1162 (343 amino acids)
Biological process (GO): regulation of DNA-templated transcription; chloroplast organization
Cellular component (GO): chloroplast
Molecular function (GO): double-stranded DNA binding
Source: RefSeq, a predicted model, not a curated record
AUGUAUGAUUUGCACUCUUGCUGUGCGUACUUAAGUACAUAGACAUUUCGUCAAGCAAGGAGAAUGCAGCGGAACUAUUGUUCUCUUGUGUUUAAGAUGAAACUCGGAAGUAUAUAUACGACGGACAAGCAUGGGUACCAGAGUUGCUGCGCGCCAGGUUGUUCGUUGGACUGUAAGAAGUGCCUCCUCGGUCGUCGCUCCCCCUCAGUUUUCGAGAUGCCACCUCCAGUGUGCACCUGUGCUCAAAAGGUGUAGAUUGCUCUCUUCCUCCACCAGCCAGCGUGGUCUGCAGUCAAAUCAGCACAACCAUGAACUCAUUCCUCUAUCCAGCAAGCCAGCCACAGAGCUGUCCCUGCGCUCUUUGGUCGAUAUGGGAUUCACGGACACCCAGGCAGAGCGCAUCUGUAAUGCAGUGUCCAAAGUCAGAGGCGAAAGUUCUGCCAAACAUGCUCUGUCUACUCUCACAGUUCUGUUUGUUUUGGGCCUCAGUCCUUCCAGUGUGUUGAAACUGCUGGAGAAAUGUCCUGAUGUCCUGACUGUCAAGGAAUCGCACCUUCAGCAGCGCAUAGACAACCUGCGGAAACUAGGCAGUCUUCAAAGAGUGGUGACCCAUCACCCCCAGAUCCUGACUUUGACUGUGAAGACAGUAAACAGGGCAGCAUUGUUCCUCAGGGAGAAGUGCCUGUUUACUGUCCAGCAGGUUACGGACAUCCUCAGAGAUAGUCCGGCCAUUGUCGGGGAAAACAUGGCUCAGCUGGAAUACAAGUUUCAGUACGUCUACUUUCGUAUGGGGGUCAAACAAGCAGAGAUGGUGAAGUGCAGGUUGUUCCGUUUCACUCUGGACGAGGUGCGCGUUCGACACUGUUUUCUGGAGCGCAGGGGCCUGUAUCAAACCCCCGACAAGCACGGACAAACACUCAUCAUCAACCCUAAACUGGACAUCAUCCUUAAUGUCAACCAGGACAUUUUCCUCACACAAGUUGCCAAAGCGUCAGCAGAGGAAUAUGAUGUAUUUAAGAGACUGAUGGCAAGAGAAUUGCAAGAACAGGAGUGGCGGGAGGGCAGCGCUGAGGCUGAUAGUGAUGCUGAGGAAGAGGAGGAGGAUGAAGAGGAUGAGGAGACAGGAGGGAAAAGUGGAUACAGGAAGAGGAGAAAUAAAUGACAAUGACAGAGGGACUGAAGUAACAUAAUUUAAAAAGGAAAUUACAUGAUCAGAGAAAAUGACACAUGAUGGUGACCAAUAAAAUGAAUGCUUUUAGCUGAUCUCAGGUCUGUCAUUGCUACAUCAAGCGCUAUUGAAGAGUCUUAUC